AUGGACGGCGACGGCGCGUACGAGCCGGGCUUCGUGGGGAUCCGGUUCUGCCAGGAAUGGAACUGUGAUUACCAGCAGGAGGCCGACAACAGCUGCAUCUACGUCAACAAGAUCACACACGAAGUGGAGGAUGCCAUGAGGCUUUACUACGUGUGCACGGCCCCGCACUGCGGCCACCGCUGGACUGAGUGA
Sturnus vulgaris (Common starling) is the source of this 192-nucleotide messenger RNA. The record is from RefSeq and is a predicted model, not a curated record. NCBI's taxonomy places the organism in Eukaryota, Metazoa, Chordata, Aves, Passeriformes, Sturnidae.